UGUUCCAUUUUUUGACAACAGACAAAGGGUAAAACGUCGUGAUUUAUUUUCGUAAAUUUGUUUAUUUUUUUAACAGUGACGCGAACAGAUGUGUGUAUACCAUAUUGAAUGCGUUGAUCCGUAAUUUUCCAAACUUAAUAAUGUCAACACAUUUGUCGGCAAGUGUACAGGGAUUUGUAAUAAAGAAAGUUGAUCGGAAGCUCUAGAUAACAAAAAAAAAAGAAAACAAAAAAAGUUAUUGUGACCGAAUUUCGUAAAUUAAUUCCAGUGGGUGUGCUAUAAAAGAUAGAACGUAAGCGUAAAGGAUAUGCAUCAUUGACGUAAGUGAUUUGUAUAAUUAGAUUCGAAGGUCGUGCACUUCUUCGCGCUUAUGGAAGCCUAGUACUGAACACUAGUAUAUUUUUUUCCAAAACUUGACAUAAUUUACCGUAAUUUAUCCCAUAGAGUACACAAGAUUAAAAGCACCGAACCGCAAUGGACAUAGUGCAAAACAUCAACCUUCAAAGUCGCGACGCAAUGAACAACGACGUAUCGUCCGCAUCGAGCGAAGACAACACCACGUUCGGCAAGAUCAGGCGUUACUACAAGAACCGACGGGACUCGACUUCCGACAGCGAGAUGCCAGUUCGUCCUCAAAGAAUGCACAAGAGCAUGCAUAACUUGCACGAGAACCAGAGGAACGAUUACACCCGAAGCCUGUCUUCGAUACAGAACAGCAUCAGCAACAUCGACUUGAGCCUCCACCGGGCCGAGAUCAAGAAGUUCGAUAAGCUCCAGAUUCCCAUUGUCGGCUACGAAGUGAUGGAGGAGAGGGCCAGGUUCACGAUAUACAAGCUCAAAGUCGAGGACGACAAACGCGAUCAAUCGUGGUUAGUUUUCAGAAGGUACACAGACUUCGUCAGGCUGUACACUAGAUUGAAAUCGGAGCAGCCCAAUAUCGAACUGCCUCUUCCCGGGAAAAGGUGGUUCCGCGACAAUUUCGAGCCGACAUUCCUGGAAGAAAGAGUCCGCGGCCUGCAGACAUUCGUCAACGUCAUACUGUACAAGCUACCGAAUAAUCCAAUAGUGAGGGAAUUCUUUUGCCUGGACGAACCGCCCCAGGACUUCAGCUAUCAACCCGAAGUUCAAGCUGUUUAUGGGGCUCUAGAAGAUUCUAUAACGUCCCUCAGAAUGCAGCUGAAACAGAAGGACGCGACCAUAAUGCACCUGCAGAAACGCUUGGCGCUUUUGGAGGGCACCAUCGGACAAUGCGGUAACUGUAGUACAAAAAUAAAUAACAUUAGUAUUUACUAGAUUAGGAAAUUUCAUCAUACAUUAUACUGGCCCUCGGGGUUCAAGUAUUUCGAAUAAUUGACCGAAACAAGAUUUAAGGGUUGCACCCGCAAUGUAUAACUAAUGAAUGUGGGUUCGUUGACCCCGCUCACACGAGGUCAUUGUUCGCGCGCGAACACGCCGGCCCUCGCAUCCGUCCACAUUUUUUUAGAUGACGCGUAUUUGCCCCAAACGCCUUUAUGAACAGGGUAUGAAAUUAAUAAAUUUUUUUUCUCGUUAUUAAAAAGGCCGUAUUUUUUUUAAAGCUUGCAAUAAUAGUUAUUAUUUGUUUUACCAAAACUUAGGUGCUAAGUUUUUCUUUUUACAUUUAAAUGCAUUUAAUCUGUGCGUAUAUGUAUAUAUUUAAGGCUAGAAGUCUAUCGGAGAUUACUGCAUUCAUAAUUUUUUUAAGUUUUCUUAUUAUUGUCUAUUCUAAAGAGAGUAUUAGUUUUGUUUACAAAAGCAUUCGAUAGAUGGCGUUGUUCGAUAUCUGAAUCGCGCUAUGGUUAUGUUACGCUGCUUAAUAAUUAAAAUUAAUUUCCAAGUUAUUGUUUCGGGGAUGGAGAUAGCUUGAUUAAUUGCAAUGUUAUGAAGUUGAAACUUAACGUUUUUUUUUACUCGUAAGUAGCCUUCAAGGGCUAUUCGGACUUCGCCCUAAACGUGGUGGGGCGAAGCUUACUCGUCUUCGUCUGAAACGGUUUUCUAACACUGGCCCUAGCAAUGGCAGUGCUUCGCUGAAUCUACCGCCGGAUCGGAAUCGCGACCCACUGAGGAGAUCCGGCGAGAAGUUCAGUCGAUUAAACUAAUGUACAAUUUUAUUGUGAAAAUUCAUUCCAUUAAACAGAUGGGUGUAUACAAUCCGCCUGAUUUUAAGCGGUCGUCCGAUGCCGGUACAUCGGGAAAAUUGUUAAGCGAAAUAUCGCUUAACAAUUAUAUUUGUAAUUAAAGGUGCGUUUUAUUUGAAGCCGUCGUGGCCUAAAGGAUAAGGUGCCUUCAUAUCGAGCGAUGCAACGUUAAAGUUACAGGUAAAGAAGCGAACACAUCGCAAAACAUUUCAAUAAGAUCAUUCGAAUACACCUAUUUUAAUAUGAAUACAACAACGUCAAUAUUAUAGAGGGUAGAAGUAAGAAGCACCUUCUCAGUUUAUUAAAAAGCGUCCGUUAAAAGGGAGUCAAUUAGGUGGCGCCACAGUAGCAAGUGGAAAGAUUUUAAAAAGAGCGCCAUUAUCAAUUACAGUUAGAUACCAAGAUUAAGAAGGAAAAAAAACAACUUCCUACGUAAAUAUUACAAAAAAUAAAUAGUUGAAAUUUUAAAUAUUGCAUAAAAAAUUUAACUACACAAGUCACGAAAGAUAUUAAAUUGUUUUAAUCCAACACACUUCACUCUGUUUAAAACUGCUAUAUUCAUAUCAUUUCCACUUAUUACACUAGCGCUAUUUCGGUGAGCCUUCCAACAAUAACUUGCCGUUUACAAGCGGACGCCUUUUCAACUUGUCCCCUAUACAAGAUUGCGCUCCUUACUUCUAUCUACCCUCCAUAAUCAAAAGUUACAUUUACAUCUAACUACCCGCAUCGUACAAUACAAUAGAAGAAUAAGUUUGUUUACAUAUUUUAAACUUUUGUCAUUGUUAGUUAUCUUUAUAUCUCAUUAGAUCAAAUAUUAUUCCAUAGUAAAGCGAUACGAUAAAGCUAGAGAUCGCAUUCAUGUGAAUCGAUAGAAAAUAUCGAUAUGUCGCAUUCGGUUUUAUCGAUACACCGAAAUAUCUAAUCGGGCAAUCAACAAACUCUAUUGUUGUGACCGUUUAAAAUCGCAUAGGCCUUAAAAUCGUUGCGAUGCAUAUAAAGUAUUUAGAAUGAAGAAUGUACUUAAUAUUGUGACUAAAGUGGCGGAUGAAAGGCGAUUGCAUGCAGCGGAGAUGCCAAUGUUGCGAUGGAUGUGUGGAGUAACGAGAAUGGAUAGAAUAUGUUAGAGGAAGUCUGAAAGUGACACCUGUGACAGAGCAGCUGAGAAGUGCGCGUUUGGGAUGGUAUGGACGUGUGAUGAGACGAAAUGAAAAUGAGGUUGGUAAGAGUGAGUGUUAACUAUGGAUUUGGAAAGAUAUAGAAGAAGAGGUAGACCUAAGAAGAAAUGGAUGGAUUGCGUGAAAGACGAUAUGUGUAAGAGGGGAGAAAUGGUGUAUGAUAGAGGAGUAUGGAAGGAGAAAAGAUGUUAGACAUGUUGCGCCGGCCCCAGGUGACUGGGAGAAGGGAAGGAGAUAUGAAUGGAAUGUAUUCAAUAUUAGCCUUUUAUUUUCAAAUGAAAAAACAUAUUUACGUACAAAUUUUAAUUAUACAUACAUACAAUGUUGUUCAAAUAGUUUUUUAGUUUACCAAAUUUUAUUGAAUUUAUUUUUAAGUUUCACCACAUAAUUUAUAAACAUAUAUAUAGACGAAUUUAUAAACAAUAAUUAUUAAUAUAAGUGCCUUAUUGUACCUAUUAAGAGGAAUAAAAUACAAUUUUUAGUACAAAAA
Molecule: messenger RNA, 3821 nt
Organism: Bombyx mori (domestic silkworm)
Lineage: Eukaryota; Metazoa; Arthropoda; Insecta; Lepidoptera; Bombycidae
Gene: Snx16
Product: sorting nexin-16
Exons: 2
Coding region: 475-1293 (272 amino acids)
Biological process (GO): protein targeting to lysosome; early endosome to late endosome transport; endosome to lysosome transport
Cellular component (GO): late endosome; extrinsic component of endosome membrane; early endosome
Molecular function (GO): phosphatidylinositol binding
Source: RefSeq, a predicted model, not a curated record